CCUGAGUUGUGUGCGUCGGCAACGGUAGUGACGCGUAUUGCCCAGAGGAUGGCGGACGCCGGCUUACGCCGCGUGGUUCCCAGCGACCUGUAUCCCCUCGUGCUCCGCUUUCUGCGCGAUAACCAACUCUCGGAGGUGGCCAAUAAGUUCGCCAAGGCAACAGGCGCUACGCAGCAGGAUGCCAAUGCCUCUUCCCUCUUGGACAUAUAUAGCUUUUGGCUCACCAGGUCCACUAAAGCUCCAAAGCGGAAGUUACAAGCAAAUGGGCCAGUGACUAAGAAGGCUAAGAGGAAGACUUCAUCCAGUGAGAGCAGUGAAGACAGCAGUGAGGAGGAAAAAGCCCAAGGGCCUCCAGCUAAGAAAGCUGCUGUACCUGCCAAGCGUGCCAGUCUGCCUCAGCAUCCCGGAAAGGCUGUAGCCAGAGCGUCAGAGAGCAGCAGCAGUGAAGAAUCCAGUGAGGAGGAGGAGGAAGAGGACAAACAGAAGAGGCCUGUCAAGAAGGGAGUUAAGCCCCAAGCCAAGGCAGUCAAAACUCCUCCUAAGAAGGCUGAGAGCUCUGAUUCCGAUUCUGACUCAAGCUCAGAGGAUGAGGCACCAAAGAACCAGAAAACAAAGACACCACCUGUGGCAACUAAAGUUCAGGCUAAAGCCCCAGCCAAACCAGGCACACCUGCUCGAGCAGCACCUAAAGUAGCGAAUGGUAAAGUAGCUAGCAGUAGUAGCAGCAGCAGCAGUAGUAGCAGCAGCGAUGACUCGGAGGAGGAGAAGGCAGCAGGCGUCUCCAAGAAGACUGUACCUAAAAAGCAAGUGGUGGCCACAGCCCCAGUGAAAGCAGCUGCCACCCCUGCCCAAAAGAGUUCCAGCAGUGAGGACUCCUCCAGUGAGGAGGAGGAAGAGGAGGAGCAGAAAAAGCCUGUGAAGAAAAAACCAGGUCCCUAUAGUUCAGUACCCCCGCCUUCUGCUCCCCAACCCAAGAAGUCCCCAGGAACCCAGGCUCCCAAGAAAGCUGCAGAGAAGAAACAGCCUGAGGACAGCAGUGACGACAGCAGUGAUGAGUCUGAUUCAAGCUCUGAAGAAGAAAAGAAACUACCAGCUAAGCCAGUCAUCUCUAAAGCAGCCACUAAACCAGCUCCAGCAAAGAAGGCAGCAGAGAGCUCGUCAGACAGCUCAGACUCAGACAGUUCUGAGGAUGAAGCUCCUGCCAAGCCAGCCAUUACCACCAAGAAUCCCUCAAGUAGGCUGGCUGCCACUCCCAAGCAGCCUGCAGCUAAACCAGCCACAACUCUCAAGCAGCCUGCAGGCAGUGGCCAGAAGCCUCUGACCAGAAAGGCUGAUAGCAGCUCCAGCGAGGAAGAGAGCAGUUCUAGUGAGGAGGAGGUGGAAAAGACGAAGAAGACUGUGGCUACCCCUAAGCCCAAGGUGAUGGCCAAAGCAGCUCUGUCUGUGCCUGCCAAACAGGCCUCUCAGGGUGGUGAGGAUAGCAGCUCUGAUUCAGACAGCUCCAGCAGUGAGGAAGAGGAGGAAGAGAAGACAUCUAAACCCCCAGUUAAAAAGAAGCCACAGAAGACAGCAGCUGUAGCCCCUUCCAAGCCAGCCUCCACAAAGGCAGUAAAGGCCGAGAGCAGCAGCAGUUCUUCUGAUGACUCCAGUGAAGAGGAGGAGGAGGAGGAGGGGAAACCCAAGGGCAAGGGUACUCCUAGGCCACAAGCCCCCAAAACUAAUGGCACCUCUACACCGACUGCCCAGAAUGGAAAAGCAGAUAGGGACAGCAGUGAGGAGGAAGACAAGACCAAGGCAGCAGUGGCAGUUUCUAAGCCAGGUUUAGGAAAGAAGCGAAAGCAGAAUGAGGCUACUGUGGAGGCAGAGACUCCUCAAACCAAGAAAAUAAAGCCUCAGACCCCCAAUACAUUUCCAAAAAGGAAGAAAGCAGAAAAAAGGGCAUCAUCCCCAUUCCGAAGGAUCCGGGAGGAGGAAAUUGAGGUAGAUGCUCGAGUGGCAGACAACUCCUUUGAUGCCAAGCGAGGUGCAGCUGGAGACUGGGGGGAACGAGCCAAUCAGGUCCUGAAGUUCACCAAAGGCAAAUCCUUCCGGCAUGAGAAGACCAAGAAGAAGCGGGGCAGUUACAGGGGAGGCUCCAUCUCUGUCCAGGUUAAUUCGAUUAAGUUUGACAGUGAGUGACCUGUGGCCAUCCUAGCAAAGCAGGGGUGAUGAUCCGAGACUACUUACUUUCCCCAGUGGACCCGGGAGCUCUCAGCUCUAUUAGGGAAGGUAUUGGUAAGGACAGUGGUAUAGAAUAGAUCUGAAGACUUUGUAUCGGAACAUCCUCUCUGGUCCUUUUCUGUGUUUGUAGUUUUGUACAAAUUUGUUUGUGAGUGUUGAGUAGCAAGGACAAGGUAAGGGGAGUGUUCUUUUUAAAGAAAAAUUAGUUUUAGUUGUUAUCCCCUUCUCCCUGUUCUGUGGAAAUCCUCAUACUGAGAAAUUUGUAUAUUUUCUAUUAAAUCAUUUCCUAUUGAUUUUUGUUGUGAUUUUCGGAGGUGUGUUCCUGCAGAUUAAAGCUAUUGCCCAUGACAUAGUAAA
Miniopterus natalensis is the source of this 2577-nucleotide messenger RNA. RefSeq names its product nucleolar and coiled-body phosphoprotein 1 (gene NOLC1). Gene Ontology annotation, molecular function: protein binding. NCBI's taxonomy places the organism in Eukaryota, Metazoa, Chordata, Mammalia, Chiroptera, Miniopteridae. The record is from RefSeq and is a predicted model, not a curated record. Gene Ontology annotation, cellular component: nucleoplasm; nucleolus.